This is a messenger RNA of Ostrinia furnacalis (Asian corn borer), 5104 nucleotides long. Its product is annotated as SLIT-ROBO Rho GTPase-activating protein 3. Gene Ontology annotation, biological process: signal transduction. Bases 415 to 3273 code for a protein of 952 amino acids. NCBI's taxonomy places the organism in Eukaryota, Metazoa, Arthropoda, Insecta, Lepidoptera, Crambidae. The transcript is spliced from 17 exons. The record is from RefSeq and is a predicted model, not a curated record.
AGCACACCGUGAAACGAAACGUAAAAGCUAACUGUCAAAAGUCCUCCCGUCAAAACAAAGCUUCUCGAGUUCGCUUUCGUCGUCUGGCAUUAUUUCGCUGUGGUGGCUUGUUGGGUGCUCAAUGCUCAUUCGCGUCGGCCUACGGACUGUUUUCACACAAUAAACUCUAUUCGACCGUUGGAACUAUUUACGGAACUUUUUAUCAAUGAAAUUGAGUUCGACCAGUGGUGUCGGUUAAUAUAUUGUUAAGAUUAUUAAAUACAACGUCGAGCGUCGUUAUUUUUGUGCAUCGAUUCAUAACGUACGGACAUAUCGAGUGCUAUAUUUGAAUUUGUAAGAGUUAGUGGUGGACCGAUGAACGUUGGCCGCGGCUCGCGCGUGUCGGCGGAGCGGGGCUGCUAGGGCGAGGGCGCCAUGUCGGGGGCCGCGACGCCGACGGCGCCGGAGCCGCCGGCGCUGGACGAGCGCGACGUGGAGCCGCGCACGCCGAUGAAGCGCCUCGGCUCCACGAGGAAGCUGGCCGCCUUCAGCAACAUCCGCAUCCAGCUGACGGAGCAGACGCGCGUGCUGGAGCAGCGCGCCGAGGCGGCGGCCGGCGUGGCGGGCGAGCUGUCCGACUACUGCCGCCGGCGCGCCGACCUUGAGCACGAGUACGCGCGAGCGCUGGACAAGCUCGCGCGCGCCGCGCACCAGCGCCACAAGGAGCAGAAGCACAAACGCGAGCAAUGGGCGCUGACGGGCGCGUUCGCGUGCUGGCAGGCGGCGCUGGACAACACGCGCGCGCUGUCGCGCGACCACGCCGCGCUGGCCGAGCUGUACGCCGGGCCGCUGGCCGCCCGCCUGCAGCGCGCCGCCGACGACGCGCUGCGCCUGCACCGCAAGUGCCGCGACAUAGUGGCUGAGCGUCACGAGGAAGUGGGCGCAGCGCUGGCCGAAGCCGGCGCCGCCGGGAAGGCGCACGCCGCCGCCGCCGCCGACUGGCGCGCCGCCGCGCUCAAGCUGCGCCACGCCGCCGAGCAGCGCGCGCGCCUCGCCGCCGCCUCCCCGCCGCGACACAAGAAGCUCAAGGCCGUGGACAAGGAGCGAGACAAGAGGCGAGCCCGCUACAGCGAGGCGCGCGCCAAGGCCCUGCGCGCGCGCGCCGACUACGCGCUCAGCCUCGAGGCCGCCAACGCCACGCUGCAGCGCUACUACCUCGACGACAUCGCCGACAUCAUGCUGUGCACGGAGGUGGGGUUCGAGGCGGUGGUGGGUCGCGCGGUGCGCGCGGCGGCGGCGGGCGAGACGGCGCGCGCGGCGGCGGCGGCGGACGCGGCGCGCGCGCUGCACGGCGCCGCCGACGCGCUCGACGCGCUCGCCGACCGCCAGCGCGUGCUCGACGCGCACGCGCAGGCCUUCGCGCUGCCGCGCCCGCUGCCCUACCAGGGCGCGCCGCCCGACAAGCAGGACGCCGACAUGGGCGCGCUGGUGGAGGACGCCGCGCCCGCCGACGACGCCUGCGCCGCCGCCGCCGCCGAGCUGGCGCUGCGCCUGCAGCAGCUGGAGGCCGGCGCGCGCCAGCUGCGCGCCGAGUGCCGCGAGAGCGCCAAGACGCUCGACGCCGCCGAGGCCGAGCUCGUCAAGCAGAUGGAGGGCGGCGACGCGCACUGGGACGUGAGCGGGCUGUUCGGCGCCGGCGCGGCCGCGGGCGCCGCGCUGCCGCCGCUGCCCGACGAGGCCGCCGCCCGCGACCAGGAGGACUACUACCUCGCGAAGUUCCGCGCGUACGUGUCGUGCGCGGGGCGGCUGGCGCGGCUGGAGAGCAAGGCGGCGGCGGCGCGGGCGCGGCUGGCGGUGGGUGCGGGCCCGGGCCCGCCGCCCGCGUCCCCGCCGUCGCCGCCGCGCCGGGCCGCCGCGCGCCUGCGCCGGGGCCGCUUCGCCGCGCCGCUGGACCACCGCCUGCCGCUCGUGCUGACGUCCUGCGUGCGCGUCAUCGCCACCUACGGCCUCAACCACCAGGGCGUGUUCCGCGUGUCCGGCUCGCAGGUGGAGAUGCAAGCGCUGCGCGCCGCCUUCGAGCGCGGCGAGGAUCCCCUGGCUACGGUGCGCGACGCGUCCGACAUCAACUCGGUGUGCGGGCUGCUGAAGAUGUACCUGCGCGAGCUGCGGCCGCCGCUGCUGCCGCCGCAGCUGCAGGAGGUGCUGCUGCGCGUGGCGGCGCUGCCGGACGACGCGGACUUCGUGCGGCGCCUGCGCGACGUGCUGGCCGCGCUGCCGGCGCCGGCCGUGCUGGUGCUGCGCUACCUGUUCGCCUUCCUGGCGCACCUGGCCGAGCACGCCGACCGCAACAUGAUGGACGCGUGGAACCUGGCCAUCUGCCUGGGGCCCACGCUGCUGGCCGCCUGGGGCGAGGGCGGCGCGCAGGUGGCGGCGCAGAACCUGCUCAACGAGCUCGUCAAGCGCACCAUCCAGCACCACGCCGCCGUGUUCCCGCAGCACCUGCACCCGCACGCGCUCUACGUGCGCGCGUCCAGCGUCGAGGAGCUGGAGCCGGCCGCGGACGAGCCGGACGCGCGCGACGACCUCUCGCUCUACGACGAAGACGACGAUGAACUGAGCGAAGACGGCGAGAGUGGGUAUUGGCAAGAUUCGAACUCAACGGGAAACUACCGGUCGGCCAGCGUGGAGCGGCGGCAGUCGGCGGCACAGGAGGCGCCGCCGCCGCCCGCGCGCGCCGCGCCCGCCGCCGCGCCCUCCACCUCGGCCCCCCAAUGCAGAAGAUUAGCGGAGAGCACGCCGGACCUGGUGCUGGACCUGCCGCUGCGGCCCGCGCCCGCCGCCACGCCCACGCCCGCCGACGCCGCGCCCGCGCCCGAGCCCGAGCCCGCGUCCGCGCCCGCCGCGCCCGCCGAGCCCGCGCAGGACGCCGCCGCAGACUCCGCCGACACUUUUCUGCACAAUCGCGACACGCUCAAGAAGAGACCCAACUCCAAGAGGUCCGAGGGCGCCGACGGCGAGCCCGCGCCCGACGCGGCGGCGGCGGCGACGGCGGAGGAGGCCCCGGAGGCGAGCGAGGCGGCGGGCGCGGCGAGCGCGGAGGGCAGCCCGGUGCCGGCGCGCAACACGGCGCGCGUGGCGGCCAAGUUCGCGGAGCUCACGCUCACGGGCGGCUCGCUGAAGCCCGCGCUGGCCGCCAAGCCCGCGCUGCUGCGCCGGCCCACGCCGCACGCGCAGCCGCGCGCCGCGCCCGCGCCGCCGCUCGCGCCCGCGCCGCGCCCCUCCGACGCCUGCUAGCCGCCGCCCCCCGCCCUCCGCCCGCGCGGACCCACCGGCGUGGACGACGAUUCCGCUCUUUCGGCUUUUCCCGCUGAGAUGAGAGGCGCAUUCGUUUGGACGAUGCGAUCGGGGGAGAGCGAAACGGAGAGGACGAAGCGGACGAGGACGCGUACAAUGUGAUUGUCGUGUAUCCCCUUCUUUGUAGUUUAUGAUGUAGUUGGUGGACCGUGGGUGUCCGAUGACGCCGUUCGGCGUCGAAGCGAACGGGCCGCUCCGGAGCGGACCUCGAAGGUGCUCCGGAACUGAUUUUGGAAAUCGUUUCCGGCUCGACCAGGAAUCUCUGUAGGUACUAUGUUCGAUGUAUCGAUCGUUCAGAAUUGACCCCCGAGGCGUGUGCUCGGGACCGCCGUUAGCGUAGCGGUUCAUUGACCGCCGUGUGCUCGACGCUAAGUUGUAGAAUGCAGAAUACGGAAUGAAGAUAUUUUAUCGGCUCGAGUGGCUUCCGGGCGCCGGCUGAGGAGAGACUGAGCGUCCUGCCACCACAUCGACGGGUCCAGUGGCGUGAAACUUAUGUGACCCUUAUCUUUGUAGUUCUGAUAUUAUCCCUAGUCUAGAAUUGAAUAUAAAUACGCAUUUUGCUCAUUGUAUUUUUGGAUGGUAAAGCGAUUCAAUCAUCCGUAUGCAUAAACAGAAUUUUCCUAGGUAUUCUUAAAACAACAUCACACCGUAUGGUGUCGACAUUUCUGACAGUGAUUACUUCCAUAAACCACAAGACUUGGUAACGAAUACCCUAGAAACGAAUGUUGUUUGUGAAUACGGUUGGCAGUGUCAUAAGUUGAAUGGGAAAAGUUUGGAUUCAUCACAAAUAUCGUACGUAGAUUUUUACUAUACAUUUCGAAUGGUGACUCAAAGAGAGUGGUAAAUUUUGUUAAUGUGCAGUAUGAACGAGUUCUCUAUGGGUUUCUUUGACAGUUAGCCUGUUUCCAUUCAUUUUUUGAUGAUACUUUUCGUGAGUUCAAGUCAUAGACAACCGGUCGCACUGCACAUGCAUACCGUAGAAAGAGAGGUCUGACGGUGAAUCGAAGAGUGUUGGCUCCUGCCGUAAUCGUAGAUGUUGUAAAGGAAGAUUUAGUUUUGUAAGUGUGUAUCGUCCGUAUGUUCCCGUACGGUAUAUUUUUGUACGGGUGCCCGUUGCGGGAGAUGUGAAUAUUUUUGUACGCACUUUUGGCGCCGGCGGCCUUCAUCAGCCACCGACCGACCCCAGCCUAAGCACCACCUUCUGGACGUGUAAAUACGUUCAAUAUGUGAUAUAAUUUCGGCAUGCCGCAGUUAACGCGUUGCCCAUUUUAUCAGUUUCAACAUAAGCUUUGUACACAGUUAAACACUCAAUUAUAUUUAUAAAUGCGACCCAUGCGUGCCAACUGACUGUAACAUGAGAGAAGCGCGUUUAGAAACAGAAUAUUAUGCUGUUUAUUUUACGUUACUGAAUAUUUCUGUGACUUGACGAAAAAUUGCAAUCGAAGAGAAAUAAGAUUAGCAGCAUUAUUUUAUUAUUGGACCCCAUCAUUUUUAACUUGUUCUCUAGUGAUUUUAUAUUUUAACUUGACAACAUAUCUGAGUUGGUUAAUGAAAUGGUUGCAUAGGGCGCGGACUUCUCUUAUAAGUGUGUAGUAUCAUUCGAUUGUUUCCCUUCCCGCACCCGCGCUACACACGGAGCCGUCAUACCCGCGUGGCGUGGUCGGUGGGUGGGCGCGCCGGCCGCCGCUGUGAUAUUGCUACUUGUAUUGUAUCUGUCGGAUGUCUGUACCUUCUGUAAUCUCCAACUCAAUAAACCAGUAUUACCGAUGUA